Messenger RNA from Pseudophryne corroboree (corroboree frog), 8358 nucleotides. It is a transcript of the gene FZD9, whose product is annotated as frizzled class receptor 9. The coding region runs from base 799 to 2562 and encodes 587 amino acids. Lineage: Eukaryota; Metazoa; Chordata; Amphibia; Anura; Myobatrachidae. Gene Ontology annotation, molecular function: Wnt receptor activity; Wnt-protein binding. The record is from RefSeq and is a predicted model, not a curated record. Gene Ontology annotation, cellular component: plasma membrane. The transcript has a single exon. Gene Ontology annotation, biological process: canonical Wnt signaling pathway; non-canonical Wnt signaling pathway.
GAAGUCCACAGCACGCUUUUAGUGUCAGCAGUAGCCCAGCUCCCAGCAACAGCUGGCACAUACCCUCCCCUACAUGCAAGCUGGGCGGGAACUGUCUGCAGAACCUCUCUGUCCUUAACCCUGUGUGCCCUCACUGUGCUAACACUCUCCUCUGACUUUAAUCUCUUUCUAUGUAUUUGUUUGCAUUCACCCCUAUCCUUGCGGCAUGCUGUUAUUUGUAGCUGUCACAAGCUCUCCGAAAGCUUUCCAGCCUUGCAUUGUUCCGCAACAUUUCACAUUGGCAGCAAGGGAGGAGGAAAGCUGCACUUGUGCUAGAUAUCUGAAGACCACCAGCUCCUGGAAUAGACAUUCUGCUUACAGCCAGGGAGAACCAGUUACUAACUAAAAAUUUCCAGCAAAGACUGGCACAGACUGUGGGCAUACUAAAGGACAAGCCAGAACUGCCAUGCGUUUCUGCAAAGGGUUUGCUGUGUUCCUGUGGAUUGUAACGUGAGUCUCAGACUGGAUCCUGAUGUGACUUCUCAGCAUUCCCAAAUGAUUACUUUCCCCGCACUACCGUUGCAGCAAGCAUUUACCAUCAUGUCUGGAAUGAUUGUUACAAAAAAAGGCUUAUUUGUGUCCUCUGUGACCCAGUUGUGAGACAAGAAAGCUGACCCUGCACGCCGUUGUGCUGGAAUGCAUUGUGCCCUGCUUUUAACAGACAGCUGGAUAUAAAGUCGUGUGUCUAUAUCCGCUCCAGCCUCCUGCUUCUCACAGUUGUUGCCUUUUAGCCUGGGCACAAGUUUCACUGACCUAAGGAUGUCUCCUUUCUGCUGCCUCUUAACCCUUGCCUGCAUGUGGCAAAUGCUGGCGAUGGCCCCGGCUCUGGAAAUGGGAUUAUAUGACGUGGAGAGGGGAAGAGAAGCUAAAUGUGAGCCCAUUCAGAUUCCAAUGUGCCAGGGCAUUGGCUACAACAUGACUAGGAUGCCCAACUACGUUGGCCACGAGUCUCAGGCAGAGGCUGCAGAGAAGCUAGAUGAGUUUGCCACCCUUGUGCAGUAUGGCUGUCACGUUCACCUUCGUUUUUUCCUCUGCUCCCUUUAUGCUCCCAUGUGUACUGAGCAGGUGUCCACCUCCAUUCCGGCCUGCAAGCCCAUGUGUGAGAGUGCACGGCAGAAGUGUGCCCCCAUAAUGGAGCGCUUUCAUUUUGGUUGGCCAGAGUCUUUGGAUUGUGACCGUCUUCCCAGUAAAAAUGACCCUAAUGCAUUGUGUAUGGAGGCUCCUGAGAAUGCCACAAAUGGAGACCCUCAAACGAAUGGCCAGGGCAUGCUCCCUGUGGCUCCACGGCCUCUGCCUCCAUCAGGGGCUGGGAUGGGUGUCCCCAGUCGAUGUGCCAAUCCUGACAAAUUCCUAUAUGUGGAGAGGAGCGGAGUGUGUGCCCCAAGGUGCACCCCUGGUGUGGAUGUCUACUGGUCCUCAAGUGAUAAGGACUUUGCCUUGGUGUGGAUGGCGGCCUGGUCUGGUCUGUGCUUUAUCUCCACAGCCUUCACUGUACUGACCUUUUUAUUACAUCCUCAACGCUUUCAGUACCCUGAGAGGCCAAUUAUCUUUCUCAGCAUGUGUUACAAUGUCUACUCUACUGCAUUUCUCAUCCGUGCUGCAGCCGGGGCACCCAGUAUAGCUUGUGACCGUGAAGGUGGCGCCCCCUACCUGAUCCGAGAGGGUCUGGAAAGUAGUGGCUGCACACUUGUCUUUCUCAUAUUAUACUAUUUUGGCAUGGCCAGCUCACUGUGGUGGGUGGUAUUAACCCUCACUUGGUUCCUGGCUGCGAGUAAAAAGUGGGGUCAUGAAGCAAUUGAGUCCCACGGUAGUUACUUUCAUUUAGCUGCUUGGGGUAUUCCAGCUGUAAAGACCAUUAUCAUACUCACAAUGCGUAAAGUGGGGGGAGAUGAGCUGACUGGACUAUGCUAUGUUGGAGGAUCAGAUCCCAGUGCCCUAAUGGGAUUCGUCCUUGUGCCACUUUCGUGCUACUUGGUGAUUGGCACAUCAUUUCUGCUAACAGGCUUCGUUGCCCUCUUCCAUAUCCGACGUGUCAUGAAAACUGGGGGUACCAAUACAGAGAAAUUAGAGAAACUGAUGGUUAAAAUUGGAGUAUUCUCUAUUCUCUAUACUGUCCCAGCCACCUGUAUCAUUGUUUGUUGCUUUUAUGAACGUCUUAAUUUGGCUCACUGGGAGACACGAGCACGGGAAGAGCCCUGCAGGACAGCAGCUGGAAGUUCCAGGCCAGACUGUACUUUGCCUGUUUCCAUCCCCAGUGUAGCAGUCUUCAUGCUCAAGAUCUUCAUGUCAUUGGCUGUGGGCAUAACUAGUGGCGUGUGGGUAUGGAGUUCAAAGACACUGCAGGCCUGGCAGGGAAUCCUGUGCCAGCGCCGACUUGGGGUGGUGGGAACCAGGACUCGAGGGAAGCCUCGCAGUGGAGGGGGUAUUGCCUGUAGCUUGGGGAGCUGCCCGUACAAGCCACCACCACUUACUCUUCAGGUUGCAAAAACUGACCUCUUCAUUGACUGCCCAACACAUGUGUGAAUCAAAAGAUAGUAGUUAUAGGGGGGAUUAUGUGUUGAACAUGCAACAGGGAAAUGCAUUUACCUCUACAGCAAGCAUGUUUUAAUUGCUUAUCAAGGAUGGAAUUGCAGAUGACUUGUCAAAGGAUCAGCUGUUAAUGUGAGAAUGGAGUGAGGUUUUACAGUUUUCUAGCGAAUUGAUGAUGAAGUGCAACAUAUAAGUGGAAUAUGGCAAGGAGAAUGGGCACCUUGCCUACACAUUUCAAAGCAGAGGGAUAAUAUAUUUUGAUGACACCUGCAGGGAAAUUGUUAUUGUUCCAGUUACAGAGACAUUAUAGAGAUGCUCUGUUUCUAAUACCCUUGUUGGCUGCUUUUAGCUGAACUCUGAACCUUUAAGCAGCUGUUUUGGGAGCUCAGCCCCCUCCCUCCUAGUCCCAUAGCAAAAAAUACACAGAUUGGUGCCUAUAUGACUUAUCCAGUUUAUCUCACCAUCUCCAGGGACCUGAGAAUCCUGCUCUGGUAAUGUUCUACUGUGUAGUUUUGGUUGCAGACAUAGUGCUAUUCAUUGCUUCUCUGACAAUCAAGACUGUACAGCUUCUGUAUUGAAAAGGUCACCAGCAGCCAGCUCUUAAGAUUAAUCUAAUGGAGCACUGGCAUUUCAGCCAGUGGAUCAGUACUUCUCACAGAUUUAUCUGUGCGGUAAACAAUGAUGUACUUAAUUGUUUAACUGCCUAAUGCAGAGUUUCUCUUCCUUGCUUAAGCACAAAGUUACCAAUGAAAUGGGAGUAUUGACUAAAAAACAUAUAAGGGAAUUUCUUUCUAGCCGUGUGAACAAAAGUGCAAUACAGUUACUAGAUGGGUUUUGUCCAUCCAUUCAUUAGUGAAGUGCUAAAUGGGUUCAAUAUUUAAAUGCAUUUGCAGUGAGUUUCCUUAUUACGUUUUCAGGAGAACAGUUGAAAGAGAUAAUUGGGGGAAUUCAAUUGUUUGAAAAGUCAGUUGGGUGUCUGUUUUUUCCUAACAAUUGAAUACCGCCCAAUGUGUCAAAUCUAUGCUGCCUUGAAGAGUCAUCUUCUGUUUCCAGUGUUACUCUACAGCAGUAGUUCUCAAACUCGGUCCUCAGGACCCCACACAGUGCAUGUUUUGUAGGUAACCCAGCAAGUGCACAGGUGUAUUAAUUACUCACUGACACAUUUUAAAAGAUCCACAGGUGGAGCUAAUUAUUUCACUUGUGAUCUGUGAGGAGACCUGCAAAACAUGCACUGUGUGGGGUCCUGAGGACCGAGUUUGAGAACCUGUGCUCUACAGAAUGCAUAUAUCAUACCAACCUUAUUCUAUGCUGUUAGCACACAGUUUAGCAUAAAUUAAAAGGUUAAAGGUUUUCCAAUAUUAAGUGAAGGAGUACCAUUGCUUCAUCAUUGCAGUGUCUUAAAGUCAUGUAGGAAAUAUAGAAACAUUUAUUGUAUUCACUUUUAUCAUAUCAGUGGUAGGCAAUCCAUGCCUCUUCAACUGUUACGGGACUACACAUCCACACAUGCUCAGAUAGCCUCCUGGGACCUGUAGUUCCACAUCAGCUGGGGAGUUAUUGUACAUGUUGCCUACGGCUGAUAUUAAAGUAACAUAAGGGCAUUGAAAUCACACAAGUCUGUCAUCCCUUCUGAUAUACUAAUUGUGUGAUAGAAUUGGACACAAUACACCACACAGACAUUGUAUCAUUAGUGUGACCUGACCUGCUUAAAACUACAUUUGUCAGUAUUGAAUUUUAGCAGCACGUUAUAUUAACCAAUGCAGAGUAACAGUAGUUUUUCUUUGUGUUGUGAAUAUAGUUAUUGUUGAUUAUGGGCUGGCUGGCAUAUUAACAUUAUUGUUUUUUGUCUGCUAAUGUGAAAGCCACUUGCAUAGUGAAUAGUGUAAGUGAUAAAAUUGUGGAAAAUAUACAACUAUAAUGAAGGCCAAAGUGCCUAAAUCUCUUAUACGUUGCAUUACUAUGCUAUAUUCAUUUUUAUUUGUACACAGAGCCUUCAUAGUAAUGGCUCUUCUAACUAGCAUGCAGGUUACCCCCUUCCAAAAUUAGUUGCAUUAUACAUUAUAUAUGAAAUGGCAAAAUAUUACAGGAAAGCUUAAAUAUAGAAAUUGCAACAGAAACAAAUUACAACCUCUAAAUACAAGUCAAAACAAGUGGAACAGAGUUCCCUGGCAUUGUGAGCUUACAGUCUAAUAGAGUUCCCUGGCCUUGUGAGCUUACAGUCCAAGUGAAUGAUCAGAACAGGUGAGAAAUAUAUCAGGUGGCGAGAAAUGCCUGUACUAUAAAUGUGAUGAAACGUACCCUCCUGAGCUCCAGCGACUUUUAUUUAAAUAUUAUUUAUAAAGCAAUAUUAUGCCUGCCAGCCCAUACCAUAAGUGCAGUCUUCUGAAUGAAUAAGGUAACAGCAAGUUUAUUGAGGAGACUGCAAUAGAUCAUCUUAAAAGCUAUGUAACCAGUAGACAUGAAAAGAAUUUAGAUGGUGUAUUAUGAAACAAAAUCUGUUCUGUAUACUGCGUCUGACAUGUCCCGUGCAGCUUUUCUUUAUACAUAUUUCAUAAUAUCCAAUGCUCUAAUGUGCACUGCGAGCAGAGAUGAACAGAUAGAUGAAUCAUAUAUUUUUAUGUUGUAUAGUGAUUGAAGUGAUUCUCUGUAGAUGGUUGGCAAGGAAGAACCGUUACAUUCGUUUCAUUUCUUCCAAACACUUUACAAGUUUUCAAUGAAAUUUUGCGUUUAAAAGUGUAAGAAAGAGCUGCUUCAUAUGAUGUCUGGGGAACCACAUCAAUAAUAUCAGAGGGGUCGGUGAGACUUGCUCUUCCACAAGAAGUAUUGAAUUGAAAAGAGGUAUAACUUCUAUCACUAUAAAGCAAAUGUCCUAGUUGAAAUGAUGGAGUCCCUAUUGCGUUAGUAGCAGUGAAUUUCCUUAUUGAGUGCCAAAGAGUAUUAUGGUCUGAUUAUAGAAACACAGAAUUCUUUUUUUUCUUCAGUUUAUAAAAAUGGCUUUCCACCCAAAGAAUGUGUGAUACAUUGUGAUAAUAUGAUUGGAUUAGACCAAUUUCAAAUAAUUUGGAGCAUAAACUGUUCUUUUUUAAUGUAUAUUAUUUUGUAAUUACCUUGGGAAUUGUUAUAAAUAUCUAUAUAUUUCCUUAAGUAAUCUAUUAUAUUAUUGAGAUGAAAUGUUUAUUUCUGUAGGAAAUGUUGCAUCAUCUGAAUAUUAUUUAUUAUUAUGUCCUAGCAUCCUGCAGGCUAUGAAGGAGCUUAAGUCAUAGCUUAACAGAUUUCCUAUACAGAGAACUCAUCAAACAGAUGAAUUAGUAAAUGGUGAAACACCAUGUUAGUGGUUCAUAAAAUACCUGCUUACACUCCUGGUAUGUCUGUGAGACUCAAUAAUAUUGGGGCAUUUUCCCAGUUCCCCGGUGAAUGUCAGCCACCCUCCGAAAUGUUGUCCACUUCCCCUAGAAAACGGCGGAUUGGGGCCCUGAUGAUGACAUUUUCUGCGAAACGCAUCAUCCAUCAUAGCCCUUCACCGCUGCACAAAGACUAAAAUUGCGUGGGUGGGGCCAUAAUGACGUAAAUUGCAUCAUCAUGUACCCUGAUCUUUACCCUUGGACAUACCCUCCAAAAUCCCAGAGGGGGGGUGGUCCCAAAAAGCAGUCAAAACUGGUUCAUAAUGAAUUGAUAGGUAAAAUUCUUUUAAAUAUGCUUCAAAGUUACAGCCUCUCUGUUGGUGACAGGUGCUCUUGAAAUCUCCCCAUAGACAAUAAUAGCAACAAGUAACAUCAGCAGACUUUAGAAGUUCCUGUACUUCAUCAAAUAAAAUGUGUGUGCAUAGCUGUGAGGGAUGCAUCUAGCAACAGGGAAUGUAUAUUCACUCUGAUUUGCAGAAAAAGUACACAAUAAAUAGUAAUUAAAAUGGAGCAGUAGUUUCUCUGUCUAUACAAACGACAGUGUAUUUAGGAAUUAUUACUUUCUAUGUCUGUAUGGCAUUUUGUGUGGAGACAUGCAUAGAAGAAUAUAUAAUAAAGGUGAACUCUACUUUCAGAGCCUUUCACUGUCCAGACAGAUUUGCUCAUGCUCCGUUGCCAUGGAUACGGCAAUAGAUGAGCUCAGGUCAGUGCAAUAUAAUUGAACAAUUAUCUAUAUAGCGAAAAACAAGCACAUUUACAUGGUGUAGAAAAUUCUCCCCUAUAAAUACUCCCCAAAGGUUUCUAGAAACAUCGUUGUAUUUGCUCUGUCACAUUAUUUUGCCAGGCGUAUAGUGGAAGAAAGGAGAUCCAUGCUCCGUAGAUAUAGAAAGUUACAUUGACCUUUAGUUUAUAUGGGUGCACCACUCCUUAAGCACAUACAUUUCAUAGAAAUGUCACUAUGGGGACGAUUCCAUUAAUUGCACGCUCCUGUUGUAGCUUUUCCCCAUGUGCUUCUAUGCACAUUUGUGGCAGUUACUGCCAUGGUAUCAUCGGAUAUUGCUUAUUGUUGGUCCAAGCAAAAAUAACCUGUGUUUACUGACAUUAAUGCCUUGUGGAGAUACACACGGGCAGCUAGACCAAUGAGCUAUAUUCUUGUUAUCACUUGUUACAAAUGUUACAUGGUGCGCCAACCAAUCAGCUCCUGUCAUUUUUCAAACAGAUGACAGUUAGGAGAUGAUUGGCUGGAGCACCAUUUAAGAUUCGUACCAAGGGAUAAAAAGAAUAUCACUCGUUGUUAAAUCUGGCCCUUAGUACAAGGUUACAAUGGGACCUCAAACUUAAUUGAAUCAGCCCUUGCAGAACUAAGAAAAGAAUAUUCCGUUUUACUGCAUCCUUUUGGCAAUCCGGCCGUUUCUAUUGGUAACAAAUGGUCUCAGUUGUAGCUGGAAUGUAAGUUUGCUAAGCUAGUAACUUAUGCUGGGCAUACACAGGCAGACCGAUUGGCAUUUUAUCUGACAUUGCAGAUUUCGCAGGCACACACUGUGAGAUCUAUCACAGUGUAUUGGCCAUGGUAUCGGCGCUCCGCUCUCGGGGAGGAGGCUUUUCACCGUUCUUUCCCAUGUGAAGAAACGAGGAAAAUGUCUGUCGGUCGGCCGUGGUAGGACACACACUGUCUGAUGUGGCCGACAUGACGCUUUGAAAAUAUCAAGUAGGACGGACAAGCUGUUUUAUCCGGAAUGUAUGACCGAUCGAUAUUACUGGAUCGGUCGCCCUCAUACACGUUGCAAUUAUCUGGCCAUUUCGCUAAUAUGGGGUGUUUCAACCAGAUAAUAGCGUGUAUGCCCAGCAUUAGUAAAACCUAGGGGUUGCACAUUUUCUUGGUGAGAAAAGAAAGGGAAAGCUGAUUGGCCAAAACAGUACUCUUCACCCAAACACCAUGCUCAUCAUGGAGAUAGGGUAGUGACUAUCUAGUCUACAAACAGUGGAGGCUGUGAUCUAAAGCAAUAUUUAGCAUGGAAAUUGCAUCUCACCAGUUCCUUAGGGACUGGAUCAGCUACAUUUUCAUGUGUCUCCUGUGUGUAGAGAGCCGUACAAUAGUACAAGAUAUACAAGAUAGAUGUGAAUUAAUAGGUACCAAGGAGCAGUGCUAGAUUGUAACAUUGUUCUCCAUUUGUCUAUCAGGGAAAGGGGUUACAUACUGCAGCUGUCACUACAGAUCUAUAUAUAAAUAUAUAUAUAUAUAUUUUUGGAUUUGCAUUAUAAAAAUAGUACUGGUUUUCUAAAGUACUGACUAUAAAAGUAAUAUUGAGAAAGGUAAUUUAAUUAUGUAAUUUAUUCUUGAACUGUCAGAGUUUUGAUUUAACGGUUUAAUAAACUGACGUUUGUGUGAUAA